AUGCACCGCACCGAGCACAAACCCCUCGUUCUCACUACUGGCGGCGCCGGUUUCAUCGGCAGCCACACUAUUGUAGAACUCCUCGAUGUUGGUUAUGAUACUGUCAUUCUGGACAACUUUUGCAAUGCCAGUAAAGGCUGCAUCGCGAACCUAGAGAAGGUAUGUGGUCAGAAACUCAAGGUCCGUAUCAUUGAUCUGCUGGAUAAGGAUGCUCUUACAUCCCUCUUUCACGAGUUCAAAUUUGACUAUGUCAUUCACUUCGCCGCGCUCAAAGCCGUGGGCGAGUCGGUGCAGAUUCCCCUUGAGUACUACCAAAACAACAUUACCGGCUUCGUCAAUUUGCUGCAGGUGAAGUUAGUCAUGCAUCUUUGCCUAGUGAUGGCAGCAAACAACGUAAAGAAACUGGUCUACUCAAGCUCCUGUACCGUCUACGGAGACCCCUCGAAGCUGCCUCUGACAGAAGAGACACCGACGGGCCAGUGUGCCAACCCCUACGGACGCACCAAGUAUAUUGGAGAGUUGAUUCUUGAGGAUCUGACCAGAUCGGACCCAGAGUGGUCGGUAAUCAAUCUUCGUUACUUCAAUCCUGUGGGUGCGCAUAAAUCGGGCCUCAUUGGGGAGGACGCGGGUCCCGCGCCAAAGAACAUCUUCCCCUGCCUCACCAAGACCGCCUAUGGUCGCAUGCAGGAGGUUGUCGUCUUCGGCAACGACUACAAGACCCCUGACGGCACUGGCAUUCGGGAUUACAUCCACGUGGUGGAUCUCGCUAAGGGGCACGUUUCAGCCGUGAAGUACCUCAGCAAAUUCACAGGCUGCAAGUCAUUCAACCUGGGCACAGGAAAGGGCUACUCAGUGAUGGAACUAAUCAAGGCCAUGGAGAAGGCGUCAGGAAAGCCCGUAAAGUACCGUUUCGAUGCUAGACGUGGGGGCGAUAUCGCUGUGGCCUACGCGGAUACCACUCUGGCCGAGAAAGAACUCGGCUGGAAAGCGGAGAAAGGCCUCCCGGAGAUGUGCGAGGACGCAUGGCGCUGGCAAUGCAACUUCCCCGACGGCUACCCAAAAGCCGCAAAAGGUGACAUGUGA
Molecule: messenger RNA, 1083 nt
Organism: Echinococcus granulosus
Lineage: Eukaryota; Metazoa; Platyhelminthes; Cestoda; Cyclophyllidea; Taeniidae
Product: putative UDP-glucose 4-epimerase
Exons: 7
Coding region: 1-1083 (360 amino acids)
Biological process (GO): beta-D-galactose catabolic process via UDP-galactose, Leloir pathway
Cellular component (GO): cytosol
Molecular function (GO): UDP-glucose 4-epimerase activity
Source: RefSeq, a predicted model, not a curated record